Molecule: messenger RNA, 2961 nt
Organism: Anastrepha obliqua
Lineage: Eukaryota; Metazoa; Arthropoda; Insecta; Diptera; Tephritidae
Exons: 3
Coding region: 1-2961 (986 amino acids)
Molecular function (GO): zinc ion binding; nucleic acid binding
Source: RefSeq, a predicted model, not a curated record
AUGUCGUUCAGUCCAGGUAAUGGUACCUUCAUUAGAAGCGAUUCACCACAUACUGUACCAUCGAGUCGGCAACCGUCUUCAGAUCGCGUGUCGUUUUUAAAACUGAAAACAGUGUCAGUCUUUAAUCGACUUGAGCAUACAGCAGCAGAGAUGAACACCGAAAUGCUACAAGGCAUGGAUGAGUACGGCUUGGCAGCAAUCAUGGAAUCAGUGGGAGAUUUGAAAGCAACAUUCACCGCCGCUCACACCAGUUUGGAGGAAAUGGACUUUGAGUCUAUUGCCAGUGACUUGCCCUGCAAAUUCGAUGCUACAUUAGUGAAACUUAAGGCAAACCUGCAACGAGAGAUUGGGAGACGUAGCACAGGUCAGCACUGCUCGACAUUUAGAGCGAACACUGGUGACUCGCAGUCGAUCAUCGUGAAUGCCAAUCGUUCUCGUCUGCCUUUGCUAAUGCUACCGAAAUUUAGUGGCGCGUACACCGAGUGGAGCAACUUUUUCUCGAUGUUCCCCUCCGUCAUUGACAACGAUGGCGACCUAACGCAAAGCGAUAAGCUGCAAUACCUGCGUUCCUGCUUGAGUGGUGCUGCUUUGGAUACUAUCCAAUCUCUGGAGAUAAAUGAAACUAAUUAUAAAAAUGCAUUAGAUUUACUCAAAAAACGUUUUGAUAACAAGCGAAUUAUAUUUCAGGCACACAUCAGACAGAUCUUUGGGCUGGACAGGGCAGAUGCAUCCGCAAGCAAGUUGCGGGAGUUGACGGACAAGGUUACAUCACACAUACGCGCGUUGCAGUCGCUUGGAUCACAAGAACAAAUCGCUGACUGCAUCAUAGUUGAACUACUAAUCCAGAAGUUGGACAAGGCUACUCAAUCCAAGUGGGAAGAAAAUUCAUCUAGCAACGAACUGCCGUCGUGGGAUCAGUUAGCUGUAUUUUUGGAAAAGCGGUGUCGUACCCUUGAAAAUGUGGAGCAUGCCAUACAAACCCAAACGGAUCAAGUUGAAAGAAACAGUAAAACUGUAAGUACAAAUAUAAGAAAAUCAUUUGUCGUUUCGAAUGCCUCUGUAGGUGGUUGCGCCUUUUGUCGGUGCCCUGAUCAUAGAAUUUACCACUGUCAGCGAUUUUCCACUCUUUCUCCAAACCUUCGCCAAAAAGAAGUCAAGAAGCUCUCACUUUGCCUUAAUUGUCUAAAGGGUGGUCAUCAGAUGAGAGAUUGCAAAUCUGGAUCCUGUAGAGAUUGUCAACUGAAACACCACACGCUUUUGCAUUUUGACCGCACAUCUUCUGCUUCAACUUCUAUAUCAGGCUCAGUCACGCAACCACCCACGUUGCAAUCAAACACCAUAGCUGCAACAUCAUCUGUCCCUGGCCAUGCCCUCACUUCGAGAUCUCCAUCUGAUGCUGUGCUUCUAGCCACUGCAGUCAUUUUUGUCAAAAAUCGUGCUGGUACCUUCGUGCCAUGUCGGGCGCUUUUGGAUUCGGGUUCCCAGCUUCACUUUAUUACAAAUCGUUUUACUAAUCAAUUACAACUUCGUAGGACCAAAUAUUCGGCGGCAGUUUCGGGCAUCGGGGAUGCCAACCUGUCAACUGAAGGCUAUUCGGCCAAUGUCGUACUGAAGUCGCGGACUUCAGAUUUCUCAACGCACAUCACUUCCGUCGUUGUUCAAACAAUCACUGACAAUCAGCCUGGUUUUUCAGUGAGCAUCGCGGACUGGAACGUCCCUUCGAACAUCCAACUAGCUGAUCCCAAUUUCAACAUACCUCAGCGUAUUGACUUGCUCAUCGGAGCAGGACUAUUUUUCGAACUUCUCUGCGUUGGACAGAUGCAGUUGGCGCCCGGAUUUCCAGUUCUUCAAAAAACUGUUCUCGGUUGGGUGAUAUCAGGUGGUGGUCAACAGACUUCUAAGCUUUCGUCAUUUGUGGCCAAUCAAAGGUCUUCGAGAGACAUCGACUCUGAUACCCGACUAGACGAUUUGGUACGUCGCUUCUGGGAAGUAGAUCACGUUUUUGAGCCAAUCACUAAAACAACAAGGGAGGAGCUCGACUGCGAGGCGCAUUUUCAGCAAAAUGUUUCGCGUUUACCUUCAGGCGAGUACUCGGUUCGCUUACCUUGGAAACUCGGCACAGAAUCAUUAGGCGAAUCAUACACACAAGCAAAGCGACGAUUUGAGAGCCUUGAGCGCAAGGAAGAUAGCUCCACAACAAAGCUCAGGGUCGUUUUUGAUGGUUCUGCUGUCACAACUUCGGGCCUCUCAUUAAACGAGAUUCUAAUGGCGAGGCCGACCAUACAACCCAAACCUUUUAUUCGCUUUCCUCGAAAACCUUUUGAGCACAUCAUGGCUGAUUUGCCUAAGGAGCGCAUUCAGGCCUCACGAGCCUUCAUCGUCACAGGAGUGGACUACUGCGGUCCAUUUUACUUCAAACCCGAAACCCGUAAUAAGUCACCCCAGAAAUGUUAUAUCAGCGUCUUCAUCUGUUUCGCAACCAAGGCCGUAUGGAGGGAGCUAGUGAGGGACUUUCCAACAGGUGCUUUUUUGGAAGCUCUCAAGCUAUUUACGACAACACGCGCCAUGCCAAGCUGUAUUUGGUCAGACAACGCAACCAAUUUCGUAGGCGCUAAGAACGAGUUGAGAGACCUAAAACGCCUACUCCUAAGCCAAGAGCACCGCAGUAAGGUUCACGUUCACUACCUCAACAAUGGUUUCGACUGGCGAUUCAUACCACCUCGUUCACCACAUUUCGGCGGCUUGUGGGAAGCCGCAGUAAAAAUGGCUAAACAGCACCUGUACCGCACUCUUCGCUCUGCAAUUCUUGGUUUCGAUGAACUGCAAAAUCCAGAAGACCUUGAUGUUUUAACUCCAGGUCAUUUUCUUAUUGGCGGCCCGCUUACAGCUGCUCCUGAGCCUAACAUCACGCAUUUGAAUUACAAUCCACUCGGUCACUGGCAGCGUGUCACAUACUUCUAA